AUGACAGAAGAAAGCAAAAAUAAAAGAGUCUUACCUUGGCAAACUGGAGGCUCUCAGCCCGCUCAAAAACGAAAUGAAAAGAAGAAGACCAAAAAGGUCGAUGAAAUUGUAAAAAUUGAGAAAAAACUUUCAAGCCUAGGAGCAGCUCUUGAAAAUCAAGCCAACAGAAAAGGAAAGAACAUUAUUUUGCAUCAUCCUAUUACCACUCAAGAUUUUUGUGAAAACCCUUCCAAAAUUUCUGAACCUUCUCCUAGAAAAAUACAUAAAACUUCAAAAUAA
Messenger RNA from Blepharisma stoltei, 279 nucleotides. Lineage: Eukaryota; Ciliophora; Heterotrichea; Heterotrichida; Blepharismidae. The record is from the annotation of a GenBank genome assembly.